AAUUUGUCUAACGCACACUGAAAAAUUCUUUGCCACUUGCACUAUGUAGAAUAAGCAUAUUUUUAAGGUUUUUAUUGAAAUCAAGAAACAUUUUUUAUCCUAACAAUUUGAAUCUUUGGUCUUAAGAAUUCUGGAAAUUUCAUUUGGGGCCAAUUGGUGUUCACUGUUACUCUUACUACUUGAAUGGUGGCUAAGUCGAAACAGGAAAAAGGAAAGCAACAUGAGUAGUGUAACUCAUGAGAGUGCAGAAACGAACAAUGGUAUGAAGAAGAAUCGAGAGAAUCAUAAACAGCAACUGUCCAGAGAUGUCAUGCUGGGUAGUGAGCUAUGGACAGAUGGCCUUCUUUGUGCCUUUGAAUUUGUCCGUGGCCAACGAAAGACAAAUGGCUCGAGAUUGACUGAACGUUAUGCUGCCAGGGCACCUAAAAAACCACCAUUAUCUAAAUAUGAGAGUAAUUUCUCACCCCAAGAUGUUGACAAGGAUCUCUUUAUAGAAGAACCUUAUUGUACAACAGAAAGGUCUCCUGGUAAUUACUGGAUACCGAUAGGCUGGGCUAGAAUAUCUGAGCUCCUUCAGACAGUGCAUAUCGAUAGUGGUUGGGCGUCUCAGCCUGUUGAUUUUAUGGAUGAGGAAGAUGAUGAUGUCACUGUAGCAGGUGUUGCAGCUCCAUACUGGCAACGUGCGGUGGGACCAACUUGGUGGUGUCAUGUAGCUGCAGGUCACCCUUCCGUUAACGCAUGGUUGAACAAUGCUCAGUGGCUACAUCCCGCCAUAAGUAUUGCCUUGCGAGAUGAAAGCAAGCUGAUCAGUGAACGUAUGAAGCACCUUCUCUAUGAGGUGCCAGUUAGAGUUGCUGGUGGAUUACUGUUUGAGCUCUUGGGGCAGUCAGUUGGUGAUCCUUAUGUUGCAGAAGAUGAUAUUCCAGCUGUGUUACGAUCGUGGCAAGCACAGAAUUUCUUGUUAACUGCAUUGCAUCUUAAAGGAUCUGCGCCAAACAUCAAUGUGAUCGGCAUUUCAGAAGUCCAGGAAUUACUCGCUGCGGGUUCUUGUAAUGUCCCACGAACAAUUCAUGAGGUAGUAGCACUCUUAGCUUGUCGCCUGGCCCGGUGGGACGACAGGUUAUAUCGGAAGUAUAUUUUUGGGGCAGCUGAUGAAGCUGAACUGAAGUUCAUGAACAGGAGAACCCAUGAAGAUGUGCAGCUGUUCAGUGUAAUUUUGAAUCAAGAGAUUAGAAGGCUGUCAACACAGGUUAUAAGAGUAAAAUGGUCUUUACAUGCAAGAGAAGAGAUCGUAUUCGAGCUUCUCCAACAUCUUAGGGGAAAUGCUGCAAGGAGUUUGCUUCAAGGAAUAGUAAAAAGUACAAGACAAAUGAUUGAAGAGCAAGAAGCGGUUCGUGGCCGCUUAUUUACAAUUCAAGAUGUCAUGCAGAGUACUGUCCGUGCGACAUUACAGGAUCGGAGCCUUCGAGUCCAACAUAAUCUAGGAGUUUUUGGGGGCUGUGGACUUGUUCUUUCUAUUAUCACCGGACUCUUUGGGAUAAACGUCGAUGGAAUUCCUGGAAACGAGGGAUCCCCAUAUGCAUUUGCCUUUUUUUCUCUUGCCCUCGUCUUGCUAGGAGCUGGUUUAAUUGCUACAGGAUUGAUCUAUCUUGGACUGAAAAGACCAUUCGUUGAGGAGCAGGUCCAGGUGAGAAAACUAGAGUUACAAGAACUCGUCAAGAUGUUCCAGCACGAGGCCGAAUCGCAUGCUCAGGUUCGAAAGGAUGGUUCAGGAGCCAAGAACCCAGUUGUUCCUGCAGGCAUAAUGUCAGAUGGAGACAAAUAUGUUUUCAUUAGUUGAUAAAACCAUAGAGAUGCCAAGUCUUCCAUACUGCAUUUUGUAUCUUGUUACAACUGGUAGAAGGAAAAGAAAAGUAGCACAACUGUUAACUGCAUGGAUAGAAUACUUCUGCUGCUUCAUAAGUUGAAUGUACAGGGACAUCCUUAGUUGUUCUGUUUGUUCUGUUUAUAUGACAAAAGGCAGAAAGCAGAUGUAGUUCCAGACACAGAAUCCACCAAAUUAUUCACAAGAGGUGUCAAUCUUUGUUGGUUCCGGAUUCACUCA
Messenger RNA from Lycium ferocissimum, 2104 nucleotides. RefSeq lists its product as uncharacterized. Bases 221 to 1840 code for a protein of 539 amino acids. The transcript has 9 exons. The record is from RefSeq and is a predicted model, not a curated record. Gene Ontology annotation, molecular function: metal ion transmembrane transporter activity. Gene Ontology annotation, cellular component: membrane. Gene Ontology annotation, biological process: transmembrane transport; metal ion transport. Lineage: Eukaryota; Viridiplantae; Streptophyta; Magnoliopsida; Solanales; Solanaceae.